AUGCAACGAUUGCAGAUAUGUAAACUUAAUGCAAUUCAAGUUAAAGAAGAGCGCAAAGUUCUAAUUAGCUCUAGAAUAGUUAAAGAUACUUCUCUUUCUUUAGAAAAGCAAACUUUAACCUUUAACGAUCUUUAUAAAAAUCUCAUUCAACCUGUAUUUAGGUUUCGUGAAGUUCAUGUAUUUGUUGGAAAAGGUGACUUAAAAUGGAACUUUGUUCAAGAUGGCUUACAAGACGAACUUACUUAUACUAUACUUACUGAUCUUACAAAAUCCUUAACAUUAUCAACAUCUAUUCCUUGGGCUUGUGGAGUAAUUUGGAAAUUAGUAAUUGAACAAGUUCUUGCUUUAAUUACAAUAGUUGAUCAGUAUACAAAUUUUUUGAAAAAAGCCAAUGAUCAUAUACAUGAAAUUCAUUAUAGUGGUAUACCAGUUAGAGAUCCUAGUGUAAAUUUAGAAGUAUAUACUAUUGAUGCUGAUUCUAAUGAUAUAAUUAAAGAAAUUUAUGAAGA
Funneliformis caledonium is the source of this 509-nucleotide messenger RNA. The record is from the annotation of a GenBank genome assembly. NCBI's taxonomy places the organism in Eukaryota, Fungi, Glomeromycota, Glomeromycetes, Glomerales, Glomeraceae.